Dalotia coriaria is the source of this 1798-nucleotide messenger RNA. It is a transcript of the gene RtcB, whose product is annotated as RtcB RNA ligase. Bases 120 to 1640 code for a protein of 506 amino acids. NCBI's taxonomy places the organism in Eukaryota, Metazoa, Arthropoda, Insecta, Coleoptera, Staphylinidae. The record is from RefSeq and is a predicted model, not a curated record. The transcript is spliced from 4 exons. Gene Ontology annotation, biological process: tRNA splicing, via endonucleolytic cleavage and ligation. Gene Ontology annotation, cellular component: nucleus; tRNA-splicing ligase complex. Gene Ontology annotation, molecular function: RNA ligase (ATP) activity.
ACCUAAAACUCGUGAAACAUUGUGAAAUUUUAAAACUUGAAGUUCAGAUGAGAUAAGUAGAUACUUACAGAUUGUAUCUAUUCAGUCGUGUGGUCUGAUACUUUUGUAUUGAAAUCAUCAUGGUUGUCCGCAAGUAUGAAGACGAACUCGAGUAUCUCGAGAAAAUCAAUGACCACUGCUGGAGGAUCAAGAAAGGCUUCCAACCCGGCAUGAACGUGGAGGGCCGCUUCUAUGUAAACAAACCUCUGGAAGAUCUUAUGCUGGACGAGUUGAAGAACUCCUGCCGGCCAGGACAAGUCGGUGGAUUCCUGCCCGGAGUCAAACAGAUUGCAAAUGUUGCUGCACUGCCUGGCAUAGUUGGAUAUUCAAUCGGUUUGCCUGAUAUUCACUCAGGAUAUGGUUUUGCAAUUGGAAACAUGGCAGCAUUUGAUGUGGAUGAUCCUAAAUCAAUUGUUUCACCAGGUGGUGUUGGUUUUGAUAUAAACUGCGGCGUCCGCCUGUUAAGAACCAACCUAACAGAAAAAGAUGUGCAACCUGUGAAAGAAAAACUAGCCCAGAGUUUGUUUGAUCAUAUUCCUGUUGGUGUUGGCUCCAAAGGAAUAAUUCCAAUGAAUGCAAAGGAUUUAGAAGAAGCGCUAGAGAUGGGUAUGGACUGGUCAUUACGCGAGGGGUACAUUUGGGCGGAGGAUAAAGAACACUGCGAGGAGUAUGGCCGAAUGUUGAAUGCAGAUCCAUCCAUAGUCAGUCAAAGAGCAAAGAAACGCGGACUCCCACAGUUGGGAACACUAGGUGCAGGUAAUCACUACGCCGAGAUUCAAAUCGUGGACGAAAUCUUUGACAAAGCCGCCGCAUCCAAGAUGGGCAUCGAGCAGAUCGGACAGGUGUGCAUCAUGAUCCACUCGGGGAGUCGCGGUUUUGGCCAUCAAGUCGCCACCGAUGCCCUCGUGCAAAUGGAGAAAGCAAUGAAGCGUGACGACAUUGAAACCAACGAUAGACAACUUGCAUGUGCGCGUAUAAACUCGAAGGAAGGUCAGGACUACCUCAACGCCAUGGCGGCAGCCGCCAACUUCGCCUGGGUGAAUCGCAGUUCGAUGACAUUCCUCACACGGCAAGCAUUCGCGAAACAAUUCGAAACCACACCGGAUGAUUUAGACAUGCAUGUGAUUUAUGAUGUAUCGCAUAAUAUUGCUAAAGUGGAGCAGCAUAUGGUAGAUGGGAGACCUAAGACACUAUUGGUGCAUCGAAAAGGUAGUACUAGAGCUUUCCCACCGCAUCAUCCACUGACACCGGUGGAUUAUCAACUCACCGGGCAACCGGUGUUGAUUGGAGGAACAAUGGGCACGUGCAGUUAUGUAUUAACCGGCACUGAGAAGGGAAUGACGGAGACAUUUGGCAGCACAUGCCAUGGCGCGGGUCGUGCGUUGUCCAGGGCAAAAUCACGUCGAAACAUUGAAUAUACCGAAGUACUUGCAAAACUGCAAGAGGCUGGUAUUUCGAUUCGUGUUGCAUCACCAAAACUUGUCAUGGAGGAAGCACCCGAGUCCUACAAGAACGUCACUGACGUGGUGGAUACGUGCCAUGCUGCCGGUAUCAGCAAAAAGGCAAUUAAACUGCGUCCCAUCGCUGUAAUCAAAGGUUGAGUCAAACUUAAACGUAAGUUACUACAUAAUCCUAAGCAUUUGUAUAAUUUGUAACAUUUAUAUGAAAGACUGGGCUGAGAUAUGAUGUUUUUUGGUCUUACCAGCAUUUACGUUGUACUAAAUUGUAUUUAUCGAUAAAUAUUGAUAAUUAUUUACAA